Messenger RNA from Stylophora pistillata, 1985 nucleotides. RefSeq names its product neuroglobin. The record is from RefSeq and is a predicted model, not a curated record. NCBI's taxonomy places the organism in Eukaryota, Metazoa, Cnidaria, Anthozoa, Scleractinia, Pocilloporidae. Gene Ontology annotation, molecular function: oxygen binding; heme binding; iron ion binding. Gene Ontology annotation, biological process: oxygen transport.
UAGCAGCCAUUCUUUCCACAGGCUUUAUUCACAGAAACGUCGCUGGAUUAACGUGGUCGUCAUUGGAUGUUCUUGAAUUAUAAAUCACCGUUUUUGAAGAAAUUGAAUGACAAAUGACUUCCCUAUGGGUUGCUCGGCCUCGCUUCAUCCUCGUGUUAGUUCACGACAUUUGCCAUCGGCUAAAGUAAAGACAGUCGCUGUUCCUUUAACAGCCGAUACAAAAAAUACGCUUAGAGAAUCGUGGAAACUUGUGGAGCCUUUAAAAACCGAAGCUGGAAAAUUGAUGUUUGUGAGGCUUUUUGAGACACACCCAAACAUCCAAGACACGUUUCCAACAUUCAAAGGCGUUAGCUUAGACGAGCUGAUGAACUCUCGAUCCUUGUAUCUUCAUGCCAAGCGAGUUAUGGCUGCUGUCGAUAAUGCUAUCAAUGCGUUAGAUGAUUGUGAAGUGUUGAUUGAGAGUCUUACAAGCCUGGGACAAAGACAUCAGGCCUGGUCUGUAAUGGAAGACCACUUUGCGGUUGUUGGUGAGGCUCUGUUGUGGACUUUGCAAGACCUGCUUCAGUCUAAAUGCACGAGUCAGGUUUUAGAGGCCUGGACAGAACUGUUUAAGUUCAUAACAAAAACGAUGUUAGUCGGGAUUCGCGUAAACGAAGCGGAUGAUGGGAAAUUAUAUUCUUGCUAAAACUGGACCAAAUUCCGAUUGGUCACUCUACACACAAUGGCCCGAUUUAUACUAGAGACGAAUCAUCCGUCUAGGACGAGCUUGGGCAAGGAACGGUAGCUCGUCUAAUAAUCCGUCUGUGUAUAAAUACGGGCAACCAGUCGGAUCAUCCAUCCAGACGAGCUAUCGCGAUAGUUUGUCUUGUCAGACGAAUUAUUGUGGAUAACUCGUCAAGACGGAUGAUCCGUCGCUGUGUAUAAAUGCGGGAAGAAGACGAACUAUCCACGAAAACUACACCUCGUUACAAGAAGCCAGCGGUUGUUUUCAAUAAACUAUCAAUUCAAGAUGGCGGACAAGUCAAAUGGUGGUUCGUACAAGCCCAGAAAGUCAAAAAAAAGAACGUGUAUGGACGAAUACAUAAAUGAAAUACCUUACGCUUGUGUUAGCAGAGGAGAAAAAGCACCAGUGUCAUUGCCGCCAUUUUGAAAUUUGCCGCCAAUGCCGCACUAAAACAUUUGACUAGGGCCCAAGCCUUUUCGUUGUGUUCAGAAAAAUCGUCCAGUAUAAAACACGGGAUGAGUCACACGACACACCGAUAGUUCGUCUCAUAUUCCUUCACAUAUUUAUACUAGACAAAUGAUCCUUCUCGACGGAUAAUCCAUCGGGACGGAUGAUCCGUCUCCAGUAUAAAUCGGGCCAAUUUCAAUGCCAGAGACUUGAAGGUCAACUUUGGGUUCAUACUUUUGCAUAACAACUGACCUAGUUAACAAGGGAUCUAUCGCUCAUUUAGAUUCAGCACCGUUAGGAGCCCAUAUUAAGCUUUGGACUCAAGUGUUCUCGAUACCAGAACAGUCGAAUAAGCAGGAGUAACUCCUCUAAUAAAAUGAUUUAUUUGAAGCUCAAAACAUAACAAGAUGUCCGCUAUAGGAAAAAAGUGCCGAAGCCCGUGGUCCCCGGAAGCAAAAACCACAAAUGGGCGGGAAAACAAGUGAUGUUUGAACAAAUCCUUUUUUAUCACCGAGGAGAUCUAUUAUUAGAAAGGUCUCCUCAUCAAAACAGAGCUGUGACAUUCCUAUUGUUUUACGUCAAACAUCCGAUUACAUCCGCUCGCAUCUACUGGGUUGCAUAAUCAGUUGCCAUCGCUCGGUAGCUCUGUUCAUAACUAGCAAUAGAUCACAGUUCGACUGCGCCAAUGUGUCACUUCUGGUGAACUGACGUACGGCAAAAUAGAAUCUAUUUGUUAGAGGGAGCUCAAAAUUUUACUCAAUAGAAAACAGGAUCCAAAGUACACAUUUGAAUGAAAACUAGCACAUGAACACUA